AUCGAAAUCAAGAGUGAGCUCCAUGGGGGCGUCUACAUGGCGCGCCUCCUCGCUGACGAUUCCCUGUACGUCUACAAGCAAGUGGAGCGCCCCUUUUAUGUUGCUGGGGACAGCGACGUGCUGGAACAGGAGCUGCGCAACCUGGAGCUAUUCCGCGGCAGCGACGUCGGCAUCGUUCAGCUGGUUGCCGCUGUCACUUCAACCAAUCCUUGCCAAACGGCUACGGGGUUCGGCUGGGGACGCUGUCGAGGUGGUUCCACCGUCCUUCGAGGCCUUCUCCUCGAGUAUCACGAAAACGGGACAUUGGAAAUGGCACUGAAAUCGCCAAGACCUAAUAUGGACGGUCUGUGGCGACGCUGGGGCCUUCAGAUCGUCAGAGCGCUUGCCUGCCUUCAUGAGCGUGGAAUUGCUCACCUGGACCUCAAGCCUUCCAAUGUCGUCAUCAGUACCGACAUGAACGCGGUGCUCAUCGAUGUCAGCGGCAUCGGCGGCGUCACACGCCAGUGGCUCUCCCCGGAGAUGCUACAAGAGAAGGAUCCAAUGUCCCAGGACUUCGAGGCACGUAAGCAAAACGAUAUCUGGGCUCUUGGACAAAUGCUGCUUGCUAUGGCCGAGGCGUCUAGUGACAAAGACGAGGCGCAACUGCUAAGGAACAUUUCGCUAUCUGCUACACGGACCCCUCCACGAAUUCCCUUGAGCGAAGCCAUCAGAAGCUUUUCGGAACGCCCUUCUUGAACCCUUUAGAAAUCGUCCCAGUCAACCUCGUAUGGCUUGAAUCCUCCGCCCGUUAUACCCCCUGUGAGAGCAGUCAAUCAGCAGCAUCGUUCA
Messenger RNA from Thermothelomyces thermophilus ATCC 42464, 828 nucleotides. RefSeq lists its product as uncharacterized. The record is from RefSeq and is a predicted model, not a curated record. Gene Ontology annotation, molecular function: protein serine/threonine kinase activity; ATP binding. The transcript has a single exon. Gene Ontology annotation, biological process: protein phosphorylation. Lineage: Eukaryota; Fungi; Ascomycota; Sordariomycetes; Sordariales; Chaetomiaceae. The coding region runs from base 37 to 735 and encodes 232 amino acids. Gene Ontology annotation, cellular component: cytoplasm.